AUGUUCGCCAGAGCGUUGUGUCGAGUGUUACGAAUGCAAUGCGAUCUACGGCCUUUCUCGACCUCUUCGACGCCCAGGGCUGACUUCACCCAUGUGGUUGGUGCAAUGCUCACCGCAACAAACUCUUCUCGAGGUGAAACUAAAACAUUUCAGGUGGUCGGCGCUGGAGCUGUCAUUCACGCCGGCCUCUACUACGGUCCUACCUCUCUGAAGACACACCUAUGUCUCAAAGGCAAAAAGAUGAUGUACGAUCUCUGCGAGAAGCAAAACAUUCCUUACCGCAACGCAAAAAAAUGGAUCCUUUCACAGAACGCCCAGCAACAUGAAGAGCUCGUCAAGACACAUGACUUUGCCAAGUCAAUCGGCGUGCCAAUACAUUUCAUCCCCUUAUCAGAAGCACAUGCCCGUGAACCAGACGUCCGAGUCGAAGAAGCCGUCCUUGAGAGCCCGACAACCGGCAUCGUAGAUUCCCACACCUACAUGUCCUAUCUGGAGUCUGAUUUCCAGUCAAAAGGUGGUGACUUGGCAUGCUAUACGAGUGUGGAGUCAGUCGAGCCUCUUGCUUCGGGCUCUCAAGGCUGGAAAAUACAGACCAAAUGUCCUUCUUCUUCGAAGACGACAUGGAUAACAGCCGAUACUUUGAUAAACAGCGCGGGUCUAGCUGCUGUGUCCUUAUCAAACAGUAUACUUCCACACGCGCGGCAUGUUAAGCCGUAUUAUGCCAAGGGCUCGUACUACUCUUAUUCUGCUCCUAUGCCCCGUCCGAAGACUCUCGUGUAUCCUGCGCCAACUACGGGAGCCGCUGGCCUUGGUACACAUCUGACCAUCGAUAUGACGGGCGCGAUUCGAUUCGGUCCAGACGUUGAGUGGGUUGAUGAUCCCAACGACCUCUCUGUAAAUGAGUCUCGAUUACCAGCCGCUCUCGAAGAGAUCGAGACGUAUCUACCAAGGAUUCAGAAAGAGAAGGUUGGCUUAGAUUACUGCGGUAUCAGGCCAAAAUUAGGAAAGGGAGGCGCUGUUUGGAAAGGUAAUGGGGAUGGCUUUUUAGACUUCGUGAUUAGAAAAGAGGAGGGGUUUGAAGGAUUUGUCAAUCUUCUCGGCAUUGAAAGUCCCGGAUUGACCAGUUCUCUAGCGAUUGCUGAGAUGGUCGAUGGAUUACUCUAUAAAUGA
Letharia lupina is the source of this 1170-nucleotide messenger RNA. RefSeq lists its product as uncharacterized. Lineage: Eukaryota; Fungi; Ascomycota; Lecanoromycetes; Lecanorales; Parmeliaceae. Gene Ontology annotation, cellular component: mitochondrion. The record is from RefSeq and is a predicted model, not a curated record. Bases 1 to 1170 code for a protein of 389 amino acids. Gene Ontology annotation, molecular function: (S)-2-hydroxyglutarate dehydrogenase activity; (S)-2-hydroxy-acid oxidase activity. The transcript is spliced from 2 exons.